Molecule: messenger RNA, 1395 nt
Organism: Postia placenta MAD-698-R-SB12
Lineage: Eukaryota; Fungi; Basidiomycota; Agaricomycetes; Polyporales; Adustoporiaceae
Exons: 6
Coding region: 1-1395 (464 amino acids)
Biological process (GO): translational initiation
Cellular component (GO): eukaryotic translation initiation factor 3 complex; cytoplasm
Molecular function (GO): translation initiation factor activity
Source: RefSeq, a predicted model, not a curated record
AUGGGCCGAGGGGGUGGGGCAAACAGAGGAGGCGCGCAAAGGGGUGGACGCGGCGGCUUCAAUGGAGGACGUGGGGGUGGAGCCCAGCGAGGCGGAAGGAGAGGCUGGAGGGAUUGGGAGAAGAACAACCGUUCACGAGAAGCCUCAGUGGCCAUUUCUCCUGACUGGGCUAUGCUGGAGGAGAUCGAGUUCCACAGACUUGCAAAGUUACGUCUUGAAGUGGACGAUCCCGAAGAUUUGGACGACUACGGUCGGCUGUAUGCGUAUGAGAAAACCUACGACCGUAUCACCACGAAGUCCGAGAAGCCCCUGCAGAUACUAGACCGCAUCAAGUAUAACACUACCACGUCUGACGAUCCGGUCAUACAAGAGUUGGCAUCAAAGGACACUGCUACUGUGUACACGACAGACGUCAUCCUCAGUGGUCUCAUGUGUGCCCCCCGAUCAGUCUACCCAUGGGACAUCGUUGUCGUACGCGAAGGCAACAAGCUUUUCUUCGAUAAGCGCGACGGUGGCCCGUUCGACACCGUAACUGUCAACGAGAAUGCUGCUGACCCCCCGCAAGAUCCCCAAGCCGUCAAUCCGAACAACCCUAAUGAGAAGGUUGCUGUACCAGAGACACCUUCGAUCAACACUGCAACGUCGCUUUCUCUCGAGGCAACUUACAUUAAUCAAAACUUCGCAUUCCAAACUGUCAUCGAGAAUCCUCCUCCAGCAGCUGUCGAAUUUUCGAAGCCCAACCCCUUCUAUGGCCCAGAAGAGACGGAACCUCUUGCAUCAUGCGGGUACCGCUACCGUGUCUUUGACUUGGGUGUGACUGAAGACGAGGACAUCAAGUUGUGUGUUCGAACUGAGGUCGAUGGCUACACACCAGGACAGGAUAACCCGCGCGCCGGUCAGGGUCUGGUGACGAUCAGGGCACUCAACGAGUUCGACUCUCGUUCACCGGGCGCUGGUGGCGCGCCCGACUGGCGGACUAAGCUGGACUCUCAACGUGGAGCUGUUGUUGCCACGGAGAUGAAGAACAACAGUUGCAAACUCGCUAAAUGGACUGUGCAGAGCGUGCUCGCCGGUGCGGAACUGUUGAAGAUUGGGUUCAUCUCGCGCGUGAAUCCGCGGGAUAACACCCGUCAUGUCAUUCUGAGCACGACGUCGACGCGACCGAUGGACUUCGCGGCGCAGCUAAAUGUGUCCUUGGCAAACGGCUGGGGCAUCGUGCGGACCGUCACGGACAUGUGCAUGAAGCAGCCGGAAGGCAAGUACGUCCUUGUCAAGGACCCCAACAAGCCGGUCCUGCGUUUGUACGCUGUUCCCGCUAACGCGUUCACCGGAGAAGACGAUGAGGAUGAGGGUGCUUUUGACGGCGAAGAGCCCGAUUCAGUCGGCGCUGCUUAA